UGCGGGAGGCUUCAGGUAGACAACGAAAGUCCGCGCGCACGCCACGACUAAAAACUCGGAUUUACGGACCUCACCUUCGCUGCUCAGGUGUCCCGGUGAAGGUGUUUCCCUACCUGCGGCCCCUCCCGCCUCGUGUCUCCCGCCGCUGUCCGGUAGUUGUGUGCGGUUGGCGCGGCUCUCGGUGCUCGGAUGACGGCGCAGGUAGAUUACCUGGCGGUGCUGCUCGCCGCCACAUCUGGCGCGAGCGGAGAGCUGCUGGGCUCCGACGAGAAGGAGCUCGUGCGCCUGGUGUGGCAGCUCGUGGACGUGAAGAACAAAAAGUUGGGCAAGCUGAAUGAGCUCCUCAUUAAGCCUGACCUCACAGACCUGAUGGAGGAGAAGGAGGACGAGGAGGAGGAGGAGGAUGUGGUGGAGGAGCACGAAGAAGAGGAGAACGGAUCCGGAGCUGACAGCGUCUCCACGACGACGAGUGUUGACGCUGCUUUGAACCUGUUACAUCUACACCUGACAAACGAGGUGAACAGCGCGGGCGCAGGCACGUCGGUGUGUUUGUGCACCGACGGGCAGCUUCAUAUCCGCCAAGUGAUUCACCCCGAAGCCGCGAGCAAGAACAUCCUGGUCCCAGACUGUUUCUACUCUUUCUUCGACCUUCGGAAGGAGUUCAAGACACACUUCCCCACUUCUGACCUCAAGGCUCUGAAUGCACUCGUCAUGGCAGAGUCUCUCAGUUUACCCGUCGACGGGUCCAACAUGUGGGAUCCUUCGGCCUCGGAGGAUCCGUCGGCCACGUUGCCUGCAGAAGCGGCCGUGCAGCAGGUCCAGCUAAUGGCCAGCAUUGUCCUCGCACUGCUUUCUGAUCCGUUUAACCACACGUUUUCCAACCCGGAGAGAGUCAGCGAGAAGUUCGAGAGUGGCACUUGCAGUAAGAUGGAGAAAGUGUGCGACCACACUGUGAUCAGAGCCAGAGGGUUGCCGUGGCAAUCGUCUGACCAGGACAUCGCUCGCUUCUUCAGAGGCCUCAACAUCGCCAAAGGAGGAGCUGCGUUGUGUCUCAAUGCUCAGGGGAGAAGAAACGGAGAAGCUCUCGUUCGUUUUGUCAGCGAAGAACACCGAGACUUGGCGCUGCAGAGACACAAACACCAUAUGGGCAACAGAUACAUAGAGGUUUAUAAAGCAACAGGAGAGGAUUUCCUCAAGAUAGCAGGAGGUACCUCCAACGAGGUCGCCAUGUUUCUGUCCCGUGAGGAUCAGAUCAUCGUCAGGAUGCGAGGCCUCCCUUUCACCGCCACACCUGAGCAGGUCCUCGCCUUCUUCUGUCCGGGGGACGGCGUUAAAGAGAUGUGUCCGGUCAGCGGCGGGAAAGACGGAAUUCUGUUUGUUCGCUACCCGGACGGUCGACCCACCGGUGACGCUUUUGUUUUAUUUGCCUGCGAGGAGCACGCUCAGUGUGCUCUGAGGAAACACAAGGAGAUCCUGGGGAAGAGAUAUAUUGAGCUGUUUAAAAGCACCGCAGCAGAAGUACAACAGGUCCUGAACCGGUACUCGUCGGCCCCUCUCAUCCCCAUUGCCCCUGCCCCCCUGGUGUCCAUGCUGCCCACCAUGUCUCUCCUGCCCCCUCCUGGCGGUGUCAGGGACUGCCUGAGGCUCCGGGGGCUGCCAUACACUGCGAGCAUCGAGGACAUCCUCACCUUCCUGGGCGAGUUUACACACGACAUCAGACCGCACGGUGUGCACAUGGUCCUCAACCAGCAGGGGCGUCCAUCAGGCGACUGCUUCAUCCAGAUGACCUCAGCCGAGCGGGCGCUUCAGGCCUCUCAGCGGCUGCACAAACACGUGAUGUCCAGCCAGCGUGGUGCCAACAGCCGCUACGUGGAGGUGUUUCCCUGCAGCGCCGAGGAGAUGGGCCUGGUUCUGAUGGGGGGCUCGCUGUCACACACCAUGCACACACACACACACACCCGGAGCAGGAGUGGGACAGGGCUCAGCCCGCCGCCAUGUUUAUCUCCACCAUCCUACUCCUUUACUCCUGCUCCAGCCGUCCUGCCCACCGAGGCUGCUGCUCUCUACCCUCCCAUUGGACAGGUGUUACUGACCCCCCGCCCCCUGCCUCCAGGCCACGCCUACUACCCCGCCUCUGCCCAGCUAUACAUGAACAUGAACAUGAACUACACAGCAUACUACCCAAGCCCACCUGGCUCGCCCACCACCUUAGGUUUCUUUCCCUCCCCCUCCUCGCUGUCCUCCCCGGGCGGUUUGGUGCGAAUGCCCGGUCUGACCUACAACAGCAACGGAGUCAAGGACCUCUUUAGCGCUGUGCAGGGAUACCAGUACGCUCCCGAGGAUGCCCUCGUGCACGCCCAUGGGCCCGUGCACGCUCACGACCCGACCAGGACAUUGCUUACGCAGCCCAAAGAAUGGGGUCCGGCUGAGUCCGUUUCUCUCCUGAGCAGCAGUCUGAUCGGUCAGUCCAGCGGAGGAGAAGCUCCUCUCAUGUCCCUCCCGGCUCUCGUCACCAAACCUGGUGGUCAAUACCUGGACCUGACCCUGCUGUAGGGUCCCACACAGGACACAAA
Messenger RNA from Acanthochromis polyacanthus (spiny chromis), 2573 nucleotides. It is a transcript of the gene esrp1, whose product is annotated as epithelial splicing regulatory protein 1. The transcript has 16 exons. NCBI's taxonomy places the organism in Eukaryota, Metazoa, Chordata, Actinopteri, Pomacentridae. Bases 190 to 2553 code for a protein of 787 amino acids. Gene Ontology annotation, cellular component: ribonucleoprotein complex. Gene Ontology annotation, molecular function: RNA binding. The record is from RefSeq and is a predicted model, not a curated record.